UAGUGAUCCUGAGGAAGCUGAUGUGUUAUUCCCCCUCUGCAUCGAAGGAUCAGGAAGUUUGUGCUCUCUGCGUGCCUGAGAAGUUUUUCAUCUACUUAGACGGGGCUGGGUUAGGGGAAACUGGUGUCCUCCUAAAAUAGAGCGCAAGCUGGAGCCUGCGUCCCCCUGUAGCCCAGCAGUAACAUCAGAAACAGGUGAGAAUGACGACAUUAACUCACCGAACCCGCCGAACUGAAGUAAGCAAGACCUCUGAAAAGAAAGUAGAAACUGAAGAAGACACUAAUCAAGACAGAAGUCCAGAUAAUGAUGACCCUGGAGACUCUAAGGAUAUCCGACUCACUCUUAUGGAAGAAGUAUUGCUCCUGGGACUAAAAGAUAAAGAGGGCUAUACAUCUUUCUGGAAUGACUGUAUAUCAUCUGGCCUUCGAGGUGGCAUCCUGAUAGAGCUGGCCAUGCGGGGGCGAAUCUACCUGGAACCUCCCACCAUGCGUAAGAAGCGACUACUAGACAGAAAGGUACUGCUAAAGUCAGACAGCCCAACAGGUGAUGUUUUACUGGAUGAAACUAUCAAACACAUCAAAGCAACUGAACCAACAGAAACUGUGCAAACAUGGAUAGAGCUACUCACUGGUGAGACAUGGAACCCCUUCAAAUUACAGUACCAGCUGCGAAACGUACGAGAGCGAAUUGCAAAGAAUCUAGUAGAGAAGGGUAUUCUAACCACUGAGAAGCAGAAUUUCCUGCUGUUUGACAUGACCACUCAUCCAGUGACCAAUACAACAGAGAAACAGCGACUAGUGAAGAAACUUCAAGACAGUGUACUAGAACGGUGGGUAAAUGACCCUCAGCGUAUGGACAAGCGAACACUAGCACUCCUGGUGCUGGCCCACUCCUCCGAUGUGCUAGAGAAUGUCUUCUCUUCUCUGACGGAUGACAAGUAUGAUGUUGCAAUGAAUCGAACCAAGGACCUAGUAGAACUGGACCCUGAAGUGGAGGGGAUAAAGCACAGUGCCACAGAAAUGAUCUGGGCUGUGCUGGCAGCCUUCAAUAAAUCCUAAAGGCAGCAGGUGGCUUUCUCCUUUUCCCCUGCUGGCUGGUGACUGUCAGAGACCCCAACGCUGAGUUUUGUGUGAUAAGAUAUUUUUAUCAUUUUCUUUUCCAGUUCUUGAAUCAGACUCAUGACUUGGGGAGAACAAUUUCAGGGCUUCUCCAUAGACCUUGACCAUUCUAAGCAGACUUUUUUUUUCCCUAUACUUCACUCCAUAGCCGAAUGAACUAGAUGAACCCACACACACCCAAUAAACAUCUCUGAUUUCUGGGUUUAGUUUUGUCCAGUGUGCUUUUGCAUAAACAGGAAUACCUAUGUGAGGUUUAGUGUUCUCUAGCAAUAGGAUGUGAAUAAUGAAGAGCAAACCAUGUGUUCAGUUUUCUACUUGAUUUCUAUCUUAUUUACAUGUUUUCUCAGCCUUUGUCUUCAGACUCUGUUAAAUGUUGAAGCUUAUUGAAAUACCUAUCUCUUUGAAUGAGGGGUAGUGGAAACAAAACUAAUUUUGGGAGCAGGUGGCUUCAGGGAUUGCAUGUCCUGCCUGUGAUGUUAUUUUCUUUUCUAAUCUGAAGAAGGCAUCCCAAAUUUGAUGACCUUAAUCCCAUAGUUCUAGAGCCAGAAAUGUAUCCACAGUCCUCUUUAGCACUCUCCUGCUCCCUGAUUCAUUAAGACAAAAGUCUAAAUUUAAAAAGUAUGUCUUAAACCACCUUCUUCAUAUAGCCAGGACUAGAAUUUGUAGGAAAGAGGUAACAAGAGAAUUUCCAUCUUUUAAUCCAGUGUGGUGGCACAUACUUGUUGUCCUAGCACUUGGGAAGUAGAGAGGUAGGAGGAUCUGGAGCUCGAGACCAGCCGAGGCAUGAUAGCAAGUUCAGGGUCAACUUGGGCUACAUAAGACCCUCUCUGUUUCAAAAAUAAUUCCCAUCCUUUAGUAUGACUGCUCUGUUUCCUACUCUAAAUUAAGGGGAUUGUAAAUUUUAAUUCCCAAAUAGCAGCACCUGAGUCCAGACAAUAUAACCAAACUCCACAUCUUCUAUAUAAAUUGAUAAAAUUUCCCUCUAAGGGCUCUGGCAGCCAUUCUGUCUUAAUUUAAUCUACAGACACCCUCCAAAUUGUGUCUUCUUUCAAUGCAGCCAUCAUUCUAGCCAAAUCUCUUUAAAAUUUAUUUUUCACUUCAGUAGUGAAAGUGGAGAGAAACUUUAUCAGGAAAGAUCCUAUUUGUUUGUUCAGUUUGGUGUUGACAGCAUGCUGAUAGAAAGUGUAGGAUUAAGGGAUAUGAAGAGGACAAGCACUGAGUUGUGCUAAUGUCAAGCAUUUGUUAUACCUUCAUUGAAUCUACCCUGUUGAUCACUGUACAGAAAGAAACUGUCACACAGAUGACUGCACCCUGAUACCAAGUCCUGAUAGAUGCAAGUGGUUACAGCUUCAUCUGCUUCCCUGAACCUACCUGGGCCUGCAGAAGUCCUCCAACUCAUGUUGUUGUUCUCAUUUCAAGUGUCUCAAUGACUAGAGAUAUAAAUUAUAACGUGAAACAAAUUCCAAGAAGCUAAGUAGAGCUUCAGUCCAGCUCUCCAGAAGUACAAAAUCCAGCUCAUGUGUUCUCUGUACCUGGGAUAGCUUUUCUUCCAUUGGAACAAUUCGGCAUGAAUUGAAACCAGGUUUUCUUGCGGAAAGUUUCAACUUGAUUGGGGAUAGAAGCUGAGUUCUUUCUUGCAACUCUUUAUUUUUAUAUGUCCAGAAAAUGAAGAAGUCUUGAGUUCAGAUUUGUAUAAUGUUCACUGCUAAAUACUCUCAUUUAGUGUUAUCGCCUUCACAUUUCUGUAUAAUAAAGAUCAAUCAUUGUG
Messenger RNA from Nannospalax galili (Upper Galilee mountains blind mole rat), 2886 nucleotides. RefSeq names its product golgi phosphoprotein 3 like (gene Golph3l). The transcript has 5 exons. Gene Ontology annotation, molecular function: phosphatidylinositol-4-phosphate binding. Gene Ontology annotation, cellular component: Golgi cisterna; trans-Golgi network; cytosol. Lineage: Eukaryota; Metazoa; Chordata; Mammalia; Rodentia; Spalacidae. The record is from RefSeq and is a predicted model, not a curated record. Bases 201 to 1058 code for a protein of 285 amino acids. Gene Ontology annotation, biological process: retrograde vesicle-mediated transport, Golgi to endoplasmic reticulum; Golgi vesicle budding; Golgi to plasma membrane protein transport.